AUGGAUGAAAAUCUAUCAUCAUCUGUUAGCAUGACAGCUUCAAUAGUUAAUGACAUUUCAGAAGAUACAUUUAAGGAUUUAAGUAAUAUAUCAGAAUUUUGUGAUUUUGGUAGUGCUUUAAAUUUAAAAGAUUUUUCAAUAUCUGACAAAUUCUUAAACACUUUAUAUUUAAAUCAGAAAAAAAAUUUAGGCAGCGAUAAUAUUAAUUCUCAAACAGAGUUUGUUAAUGUAUCAUUAGAUGAAGAUUCAAUGACAGUAGUGAAAAAAUCUAGCCUUUGCUGGCUGUUUGAUAAUAAAAAUAAAAAAGUAAGCAAUGAUCGGCUACAAAGGUUUAUAAAUAAUAAGCCUGGUAAAAACUACAAUACAAACAAAAGGAAUAAGCAAAAAGUACCCUCACACAAAGAUAAAUCCGAGGAUAAAUCUAAAUCCAUUUACAAAAAACAAAAGACCAAAGUAUUUUUUCAAGAUUCAGAUGACUCUGAUGUGGAGUUAAAAUUAUGUGUUAAUGGACCAGAUAAUAAUGAUGUUGUUUUGUUGGAUUCAAAAGAGUUACAAGUUACUAACACCGAAGAAGAAUAUAAAAAACCGGCAUGGAAUGACAUUAAGCCAGGAGUUUAUUUAUUAGUAAGAUUUAUGGGAUACAAUAAAAAACCUCGUAGAGAAGAAACAAAAUGUCAGUAUGUUUGUUGUGUGAUUAAAGUAGAAACUGAUGAAGAUGAAGGUAUCAUACAAGUUCAAGGCAUGGCAAAUGAAAAAACAAAAAAACAUUUCUCUAUGAAAGAAAAUGACACUUCGUGUAUUAGUAUGGAUAUGGUUUUAACAGUUCUUCCCGAACCCAUACUUGUGCAAGACAAUAGAAAAUUAUUAUAUGUCUUUCCCAAAAACAUUGAUGUAUAUGAAAAAUAA
Messenger RNA from Macrosiphum euphorbiae (potato aphid), 906 nucleotides. Lineage: Eukaryota; Metazoa; Arthropoda; Insecta; Hemiptera; Aphididae. The record is from the annotation of a GenBank genome assembly.